Messenger RNA from Pocillopora verrucosa, 1837 nucleotides. RefSeq lists its product as uncharacterized. Gene Ontology annotation, cellular component: cytosol. NCBI's taxonomy places the organism in Eukaryota, Metazoa, Cnidaria, Anthozoa, Scleractinia, Pocilloporidae. The record is from RefSeq and is a predicted model, not a curated record.
UACACCAAAGGUUUGUCUUGCCGCUUUAUGCUGUUAAGAGGCAAAUUCAGAGCGAAAUUGUCUCAGUUCUACAAAUUUAAUGGAUUAGGAAGCUUUGGUCUUAUCGCCAAAGCAAGUUUCUCUGUUGUUGUCAUCAUGGCAGCAGUUAUGGACACUGGCUUUGCAUCAUCACCAUCAAUGGCUUGUGAAGCAGACUGGAUGGGUUUGAAAGUCAAUCUGUUCGCUUUUGAUUUUGAUGGCACUUGUACUCAGAAGGACACGACUAGUCUCCUUUACAAGGCAUCAGAGAGGUAUCGAUCGUCUACUCAAGCCGAAAUGAAGAUUAUUGACGAACGCUGGAUAGAAAUUGGAACCAUUUACUGGAAAGGCCUCCAAGAAACUGUUUCAAGGUCAAUGGCUCUUCACACAGAUCCCAAUUCUUUGCCAUAUUUUAAUGAGAGAGGUUUGAGGUCAUUUCUUCAAGAGGUGAACAAAUACAACAUGGCAAUGAUUAAGAAGGUAGAAGCAAGUGAAAUCCUCAAAGGUAUAUCUAAGGAAGGCAUCAAAGAAAUUGCAAAGGAAGUGAAGCUCAGUCCUGGAUGCCUGAACGUUCUCAAUCACAUCAACUUGCCGCUGCACUUAAUAUCAGUCAACUGGUGUCAGGAGUUAAUCCAGGCCAAUUUAGAUCAUCUCAGGCAUGUGAACAUUUUUGCAAACAGUUUCCCACUUGAAGGUGAAUUAUCAUCGGGCCAUGUGGGAAAGAAAGUGACAAGUCCUUUUGACAAGGAAACAAUAUUUCAGGAUUUGGUCCACAAGCUGUCUACUGACAGUUCAAAUGGCAUCUCAGUUUUUGUGGGCGAUUCCAUUGGAGAUAUACUGGCCAUGUUAAAAGCAGACGUUGGAAUCGUGGUUGGGAAGAGUCAUACCUUGAGGAAGGUGGCCAAAGCAUUUGGAAUCAAGCUCCUUCCUUUGCAGGAAAUUCAGAAGAUGACAGGGAAUGGAUGCCAGGAAUUUGCUACCCCAAAAGAGAGAGGAAUUCUGUUUGAGGCACCAUCAUGGAAUGAAAUUGGAUUCACUUUGUUUGGGACAAGAUACAUUCCAAAUAAGUUCUAGAAUGUCAAAUUAGAACCAUUCUUUUCCUUCAAAAGGAAAUGAAAGAGAUCAUAGGAGAUCCAUGCCAAAGUUGAUUUACAACAGAAAUGAGCUUUAAAAGAUCUAUGUGACACUAUGUAGUGCACCAUAGGACAACAUGUUGACUUUAUUGUGAUUCAAUGGUAUUAGGUAGGGAUAAUUAGGAACAGUGUGGGACUGAUGUGCAAAGAAAGACAAACAAACAUGAUUUUGACAAAGCCAACCUUACUUGUAGUUUCUUUUAGAGCAUACAUUCUCUAUAAAGCCCCAACCUUUAUAAAAUGAAACUCAUAAAUAAGAUAUACAUGUGAUCUUUCUUGCAUUAUCAAUACUCUAUUCAGAAAUAGAUGAUGCCAGUAGCCAUUGACUGUCAUCUCAGUUUAGAAAAAAAUUCUUCUAACUUAUUAAAAAGGAAAUGUAUGGCUGUUAGAGGGGAGAAUCUUGAAUUAGAUCAUAACAGUUAAAGGCUUAAAAUAGAACUACAACAGUGUCCUAAUUUGAAACAGUAUCUGAAGGUAAUGACUGGGCAAUUCAAAAGCUUUUUGUUUCUAAGAAGAGAUUUCCAAAUAGGCAUUGCUCUACAAGAUGACAUAAAAAACCCUAAUGGGUUUAGAAGACAUAAAAGUUUAAUCAACAAUGGGGUGGGGUAUUUCCUUAUUUAAGGAGUAAGCUAUUCAUUAGAGAUUACUGCAGAUAUUUCAUGCGAGUUAACUGCAAUUAAAUUUGA